GGAGUGGAGGUCCGUUCACGUUCCGCACGAUUCAGCCUAACAUCCUGACCAACAACCACCACCAGUCCGACCCAAGGGAGGAGCUUUGAUUGAUCUGUGCCAUCAUCCUGUGUGCGUUUCGUGUGAUUUCUUGUUGACGGAGACUAGGCACGUCGUCGGUCGUGGAGUGCUUGCGGUUUCCGAGGCGCGCGUGUCGCGAAAAUUUCCCAAUUUCCCGUAGUCUGUGCGACCUCGUUCGGUUGCCGUAUUUCUGGGUGUCCUCCGCAGAGUGCUUUCUAUUUUUCUGCCUAUGAACAAAACCACCACCCAUCCCUGAUAGCGGAAGGCCAACCAUCCAACCUACCAACCACCAGUCACUACAGUCAGUGUGUGGGAACCAGUGUCAAGGAAAAUUCCAACAGAGUGAAGGAUAAUCCACAUAGGUAGCGAGCGAAGGGAACCAGCAGGGGUGUGUGUGAGUCCGGCGCGGGAGUAGGGUGGGAGUGCAAUUCAAUGCUGCAGUGAGUACAAGUUUGCAGUCGUCGUCGUCAGAGUCAGUGUCGUCCCCCACCCUCAGCAUUGAAAAAUAUUUUCUGCAGAGGAAAAAUAGUGAGCCUAUUAAGUGCGGUGUUGCUGACGGUCGGUGGUCCAAUUCAGUUCCAAUUCCGGUGCUUGGGCGGAAGGCAAAUUGCGAAGCCGCAGCGCAGCAGGCAGUGAAGGGAAAGUGACGUGAUUUUUCGCCACCACCGAAGUAGGCCUCUCUGUGUACGGGGAAAAUCCGCGCGUGGCUUCGUUGGUGUGCGUGUGUGUAUGUGCCAGUGCCUGUGUAGUGUGUAGAGAGUAGGCCUAACCUUCUCGCAAUCUCGAGUUGGGCGGAAUUGUGGAUAGGCAGUCAGUCAGUGUGGCACUGGAAAAUCGAAAAAGAUUGUGCUGUGUUCUGGCACUGUGGAGGAGCUCCGCCACGGGACGAGUCUGAGUCAAUAGGCGGACGGGGCGAGUGGAGCCAAAUCCUAAGCUGAGCAGAAUUACCUUUGCUCCUUCGGCGGUGGCCAUCAAGUGCACAAUAGUGCAGAAGAAAAAAAAGUGAUACUCGGAAAGUUUUCGCCGUUGGGGUAAUUUAGAAAGUUCGGUGAAAACGUGCUCAUCUUUCGUCGUUUCGGGUGGGAUUGAAGCUCAAGCUCGAUGGCUUGGGGUUAUUGGAGUGCGACGGCCGUCGAUCGGGGACGGUCCCCGCGACGGAACACACAGCAACAGCAAUAUCCCUAUCAAAAUCAAAACUACCAGCAGUAUAGCUUAGCCCAGUCUCAGCACCAGCAGUCUACGCAAUGCCUCAACAGCUGUCCACAGGUGGCGGAACCUCCGCCACCUGUGCCACCGCAACAGACUGUUGUUCAACAACAACAGCAGCAGCAGCAGCAACAACAACAGCAACAACAGCAGCAGCAAGUUUGCGGCAGUCCAUGUCACAGUCCCUGUCAUAGUCCCCAGUUUAUCGAGCAGAUUCCGCCGGACCUGCCCUGCACUCCGGUUUGCACGUACUCACGUCGACAGUCACUUGAUAGUCCACAGGCCAAUCAACUGUCGGACAUCAUUUGCCGGGCGGCCCAGCCUUCAAUCCAAUCGGCCGGCAACACCUUAACGAGGGGAGCGUCCUUGCGGGACAACGGUGACUACGCGGUCCCUCAUCCUCAUCCCCACACGCACCACUACAUGACCACGUCCGAUACGCCGCGAACCCUCAGUAGGGUGGGAUCGUGUCCGGGCUCGACGGGCGGGUCCGGCUCGGCACACGGGUCCGGGUCGGGAUCCAGUCCCGGUGCCGGGCCUGGGAGCAGCGGAGGAGGCGGCGGUGGAGGGCGGGAAUCGAUCAUGGGCAGCAGCAUGGGUAUCUGCGGGAUGGGAAUCCUGGGCGGGAGCCAUGGGACGGGGCUGGAGUACGUGGAGUGUUCGCACUACGACCGAAUGCCGUUGCCGAUCCCGGUGAAGAUACCGGUGGUGCCGCCACCGCAGAUGCACUCCGAGGAUGAAAUCGAGCCGGCCUAUGCUACAGUAUUUCCAAAUGUCCCGACGGCUCCGGGAAUGUCCUGCAUCGGCGAGGACCGAAGCAUCUACCGAAGAGGUGCCCGGAGAUGGCGAAAACUGUACCGAAUAAACGGUCAUAUAUUCCAGGCGAAACGAUUUAAUCGGAAAGCCUUCUGCGCGUUCUGCCACGAUCGCAUCUGGGGCCUCGGCCGGCAGGGCUUCAAGUGCAUCCAGUGCAAGCUGCUGGUGCACAAAAAGUGCCACAAGCUUGGCAACAAACCGUGCAGCAACGAACAUGUGGAACCGGUCUACAAGGAGCGUGAUCAUCAGGAUCUGAACGACGAAUCCAGUACCGGUGAUGUGAUCCAACCUCCGCAGGAUUAUCCGUCCGAGUACAUCCAUUCGGAUCCAUCAUGCGAUCAGGUCCCGGUGGAGGCUUCCGACAACGUGGAGGAACCGCUGGAACCAGGAACCCAGCGACAGUAUUCGCUCAAUGACUUCGAACUAAUUAGGGUCAUCGGUCGCGGUAGCUACGCCAAGGUAUUGAUGGUCGAACUAAAGAAGACCCGAAGAAUCUACGCGAUGAAGGUCAUCAAGAAGGCCCUGGUGACGGACGACGAAGACAUCGAUUGGGUUCAGACGGAGAAGCAUGUCUUCGAGACGGCUUCCAACCAUCCGUUCCUGGUCGGGUUGCACUCGUGCUUCCAAACGCCCUCUAGGCUGUUCUUUGUGAUCGAGUUCGUCCGCGGUGGUGAUCUGAUGUUCCACAUGCAGCGCCAGCGCCGUCUUCCGGAGGAGCACGCCCGAUUCUACGCGGCCGAAAUCAGCUUGGCGUUGAACUUCCUCCACGAGAAGGGCAUCAUCUAUCGAGAUCUGAAGCUGGACAACGUGCUGCUGGAUCACGAGGGUCACAUCAAGCUGACCGAUUACGGCAUGUGUAAAGAAGGUAUCCGUCCGGGCGAUACGACGUCGACGUUCUGCGGUACGCCGAACUACAUCGCGCCGGAGAUUCUCCGCGGGGAGGAUUACGGAUUCUCCGUGGAUUGGUGGGCUCUGGGAGUUCUACUGUACGAAAUGUUGGCUGGACGUAGUCCGUUCGACAUUGCCGGCGCUUCCGAAAAUCCGGAUCAGAACACCGAGGACUACCUGUUCCAAGUGAUCCUGGAAAAGACAAUUCGUAUUCCACGUUCGCUCAGCGUCAAGGCCGCCUCGGUACUCAAAGGUUUCCUCAACAAGAACCCGGCCGACCGUCUCGGCUGCAACCGGAACUCCGCCUUCAUGGACAUCGUCAAUCAUCCGUUCUUCAAGAGCAUCGACUGGGAGGCGCUCGCGCAAAAAGAGGUCUCUCCGCCGUACAUUCCGUCGUUCGAUGGGUGCGACCAGGACAUCACCUGUCACUUUGAUCCGCAGUUUACGCGGGAACCGCCCGAGCUGACCCCGGACGAUCCCCGCGUAAUUGACAAGAUCGACCAGAGCGAAUUCGAGGGCUUCGAGUACGUGAACCCGCUGCUAAUGUCGCUGGAAGACUGCGUUUGACAUCACGCAUCCUGCGAGCUGCAUCCGUACAAUAUGCAGCAGAUUUACGGUGACGAUUCGAGCGAUUACGAUUCCGUUGUGGAUGAACUAAGUAUUCUUCAAUUACCUCCGCCGCCUCAGAAAAGUCUCCUGCAGCACAUGUUCUGCCUGCCACUGAACUAACACCAAGGUCCCUCUUUCAUUUGAUUGGAUUUAUUUUUUUUUAGCCAUCGAUACUUAAUCUUAGUUUGAUUUGACUAACUGAAUUAUGCACGCACGAAAAAAACCCAAACUUAUAUAAAUAUUAUCGGCAACAAAAUCUGAAACAAUUGGAUUAGCACUGAGAAAAAAAGAAGUACAGUGAAACCAGCAGAGACACGCUACAAAAUUUAGUUCGUCGCGUGCGAGACUAACCUAAAACUUUCGAAACAUUCAAGUCCAAGAUAGAGUGAAAUUUAUAAACAAUUUAACAUGCGUGUGAGAAAAAAAGAAGAGAAUGAUUCUUUCGAAACGCCUCACUAGUUGCGAAAGAAAUGGAUAACAUUUAUUAUUCAACAACUAUUCAGUAUGGAAAACAGUUCCAUAAACAAAACAAGCAUUGAAACAAAAUAGAUAAACUGCACAGCGUUAACAACAGAAAAGACAAACUAAUUGCAUAUUGUAUAGGUGAAAAUGAAGUUUAGCUAAUAAAACAUUAUUCAAGCGCAAAAUUAUUAAGACAAUUGAGGAGAUUUUAAACUUUUAAAAAAUCAAACACUGGAAGAAAAAGACAGAAAGUUAAGAAAAUUGAUUUACUGAUUAGAACUAAAUAAAUUGCAAUUGAGAAAGACGAAAUCCUAACAGUAGUGAACCGCGUUAGAUAAAUCAUUCAAAUUAUUCAAAACCACAAUGGGAAACGGUAAAAAGAAAAGACAUUUUUAUAAACCAUUUGAUGAAUUACCUUAACCUAGAAAAAAACUGAGAAACGGUGAGACCCACUCUAGCUAUCUAUCCAAACGCAAAAAAAAAGCAAAUCUAUUCCUGUAGAAACGUAAUCAAAGGUGGGACGACUGUUCACUUAUUGACAAACUUAAAGAAAAAAGUCAACACAUUCCAUUGAUGAUGAAACUCCUUUCCAAGCAUAACCUUUAACGAAAACACCUGUUACCUGUUAGUAGAGUACUUUGUUUAAUCGUCUGUGAAUAUAUUUUUCCUAUGAAAAAGAAGAAGAAGAGAAACACGCUUCUCCCACACACUACACUGGUGGGGAAGGAUACUGUCCAUUCCAUGGCGUGCUGCGAUCUGUUUACAACAACAACGCUUGCGAUCGUGAUGUGCCGAAUCGAUUAUUUAGGUUAGAUCUAUUCGUUUUCAUAUGUGUGUAUGACAACAAUAACAACCGCAACAGCGAACUCUGUUGCGCAACUUUCAUUCAUAUUAGUUAGUGUCGAGUUAGGUUAGGAAGAAAACUUCGGAUUCUACGUGCGACGGUUUGGCUUCGUUUCGGUUCGCUUUUUUGUUUUUGUUAGAAAAGUAUUACUCGUAUUAAAAGUACUUAAGUUUAGACAGUUAGGGAAAAUAAAGGAAAUUUUUCGAUGACCCUGAAAGAAAUCAAUGGGUAGGUGAUCGAAACGUCGAAGCGGUGUGCACGUUGGAUUCUUAGUUUGCAACUUAUAGUAUUUAUUUAUGUUUGCUCUUUCGUUCCGAUUUCUGUUAUGAUUGUAUUGACACAGUUGUACUUACUUAUCUAGAAAAUUGUACUUAACAAGUAAUUUUGUUCUACUUAGGUUCAAAUCAUUUCUCACAUUCGUACUGAGGUGUUAUCAGUAUUUUUCCGCGCUCUAACACUCUUUCUUCCAACAUGUUAAAUUUAAAAAGAAGAGAAGAAACAAACGAUUAUAAUGAGACAUUAUUACAAUGAAGAAAAUAAAUGCAUAAUUUGAAUAUUUCGAAUAA
This is a messenger RNA of Armigeres subalbatus, 5451 nucleotides long. RefSeq names its product atypical protein kinase C (gene aPKC). Gene Ontology annotation, cellular component: cytoplasm; nucleus. Bases 1162 to 3537 code for a protein of 791 amino acids. NCBI's taxonomy places the organism in Eukaryota, Metazoa, Arthropoda, Insecta, Diptera, Culicidae. The transcript is spliced from 14 exons. Gene Ontology annotation, biological process: protein phosphorylation; establishment or maintenance of cell polarity. The record is from RefSeq and is a predicted model, not a curated record. Gene Ontology annotation, molecular function: protein serine/threonine kinase activity; ATP binding.